GGAAACCCUAAUUGACGACAACAUGUGUUUUGUUUGACAAGAGUUGGUGUUAUGUUUGGUUCAGUCUAUGACAGCAAACCAAUUGAUGACAAUCUGAACAUCACUUCAUAUACCACUCGAAGCAAUGAAGCUAGACAUCGAUGGACUGGACGUAUAUUUUCCGUAUGACUACAUAUAUCCGGAACAGUACUCAUAUAUGUGUGAACUCAAGAAAUGUCUGGACGCCAGAGGACAUGGAGUUCUGGAGAUGCCUUCCGGCACCGGAAAGACUAUAUCUCUAUUGGCUUUGAUUAUUGCAUAUCAAAGACAGCGACCAAACGAUAUCUCAAAACUGAUUUACUGUUCGCGAACUGUUCCAGAGAUUGAGAAAGUCAUACAAGAAUUAAGACAUUUGAAUGACUACUACAAGAAGCUGUCGACCAGUGAUCGAAACAAAAGCAAUUUUCUUGGUUUGUGUCUGACUUCGAGGAAGAAUCUAUGUAUUCAUCCGGUGGUGAGUAGAGAAAAAGAUGGAAAAUCAGUGGACGGAAAGUGCUUUAGUUUAACGGCUUCUCACCGAAGAGUAGCGUCCGAUUCAGAUGAGAGCCAAUCAAAUGAGUGCUCUUUCUAUGAGAAUUUCGAGGCAAAGGGUCGCGAAGUCUUACUUCCAAACGGUGUCUACAAUAUCGAUGACCUCAAGGGCUUCGGCCGAUCCAAAGGCUUAUGUCCUUAUUUUCUGACCCGUUAUGCCAUCACUUAUGCAAAUGUUGUCGUUUACAGCUAUUACUAUCUCUUGGACCCCAAGAUCGCUGAGAUUGUGUCCAAAGAGUUAUCCAAGAAC
Molecule: messenger RNA, 820 nt
Organism: Oppiella nova
Lineage: Eukaryota; Metazoa; Arthropoda; Arachnida; Sarcoptiformes; Oppiidae
Source: the annotation of a GenBank genome assembly